GAGUGUGUACGCGAGUGCGUGAGUGUGUCUGGAGCACGGCGUGUGUCUCCGGCCGCGGGUUCCGCCUCCUCCCCUGCUGCCGCUGCUCACGGUGUAAGUCAAUGUGAAGCAGCAGCUCCAGCCCCGGGAUAAACAUGGCGACGUCUCUGCAUGAGGGACCCACGAACCAGCUGGAUCUGCUCAUCCGGGCCGUGGAAGCAUCAGUUCACGGCAGUAAUGCACACUGUACAGAUAAGACAAUUGAAGCUGCUGAAGCCUUGCUUCAUAUGGAAUCUCCAACCUGCUUGAGGGAUUCAAGAAGUCCUGAAUUUAUCCAUGCUGCUAUGAGGCCAGAUGUCAUUACAGAAACUGUAGUGGAGGUGUCAACUGAAGAGUCUGAACCAAUGGAUACCUCUCCUAUUCCUACAUCACCAGAUAGCCAUGAACCAAUGAAAAAGAAAAAAGUUGGCCGAAAACCAAAGACCCAGCCAUCACCAAUUUCCAAUGGGUCUCCUGAGUUAGGCAUAAAGAAGAAACCUAGAGAAGGAAAAGGAAACACAACCUAUUUGUGGGAGUUUCUUUUAGAUCUACUUCAAGAUAAAAAUACGUGUCCUCGGUAUAUUAAGUGGACUCAGAGAGAAAAAGGCAUCUUCAAACUCGUGGACUCAAAGGCUGUCUCUAAGCUUUGGGGAAAGCAUAAGAACAAACCAGACAUGAACUAUGAAACUAUGGGACGAGCUUUGAGAUAUUACUACCAAAGGGGAAUUCUUGCAAAAGUUGAAGGACAAAGGCUUGUAUAUCAGUUUAAAGAUAUGCCCAAAAACAUAGUGGUCAUAGAUGAUGACAAGAGUGAAACCUGUAAUGAAGAUUUAACAGCCCCUACUGAUGAAAAAUCAUUAGAGCGAGUGUCACUGUCUGCAGAAAGUCUUCUGAAAGCAGCAACAUCUGUUCGUGGUGGGAAAAGUUCAUCUCCACUAAACUGCUCCAGAGCAGAGAAGGGCGUAGCUCGAGUUGUUAAUAUCGCCUCCCCAGGUCACGAGGCUUCCUCCAGGUCUCCUACUACCACAGCAUCUGUAUCAGCAACAGCAGCUCCAAGGACAGUUCGCGUGGCAAUGCAAGUACCUGUUGUAAUGACUUCGUUGGGUCAGAAAAUUUCGACUGUGGCAGUUCAGUCAGUUAAUGCAGGUGCACCACUAAUAACCAGCACUAGUCCCACAACAGCCACUUCUCCAAAGGUCGUCAUUCAGACAAUCCCUACUGUGAUGCCAGCCUCUACUGAAAAUGGAGACAAAAUCACCAUGCAGCCUGCCAAAAUUAUUACUAUCCCAGCUACACAACUUGCUCAGUGUCAGCUGCAGACGAAGUCAAAUCUGGCUGGAUCAGGGAGCAUUAACAUUGUUGGAACCCCAUUGGCGGUGAGAGCACUUACUCCUGUUUCUCUAGCCCACGGUACACCUGUAAUGAGACUAUCAGUGCCUACUCAGCAAACAUCUGGCCAGACUUCUCCUCGAGUUAUCAGCGCAGUCAUAAAAGGGCCAGAGGUUAAAUCCGAAGCAGUGGCAAAAAAGCAGGAGCCUGAUGUGAAAACUUUGCAGCUGGUACAAGAUGAAAAGCCAGCAGAUGGAAAUAAGACAGUGACCCAUGUGGUGGUUGUCAGUGCACCUUCUGCUAUUGCCCUUCCUGUAACUAUGAAAACAGAAGGACUAGUGACAUGUGAGAAAUAAAAUAGCUCUCCAUGGACUGAUGUGGUGAUUGGUUAAAUAUUACUGACAUAAAUAUUUACAAGGAAGUCAUCAAGCAAAGUCAAAGAAGACUUUAAAAACCUUUUUAAUGCAUAUAAGAAAACAAUCACACUUACUGGAAAUAAAUUACCUAUCCCAUGUUUCAGUGGGAAUUGAACUACAUACUGAAAUGCUGACAGAAAACUGCCUCUUACUAUAGGAAACAACUGAACCCGUCAAUAAGAGAAAGGAUUGAAAGGGACCAAG
This is a messenger RNA of Elephantulus edwardii (Cape elephant shrew), 1967 nucleotides long. It is a transcript of the gene ELF2, whose product is annotated as E74-like factor 2 (ets domain transcription factor). The transcript has 7 exons. The coding region runs from base 135 to 1703 and encodes 522 amino acids. Gene Ontology annotation, molecular function: sequence-specific DNA binding; DNA-binding transcription factor activity, RNA polymerase II-specific. The record is from RefSeq and is a predicted model, not a curated record. NCBI's taxonomy places the organism in Eukaryota, Metazoa, Chordata, Mammalia, Macroscelidea, Macroscelididae. Gene Ontology annotation, cellular component: nucleus. Gene Ontology annotation, biological process: regulation of transcription by RNA polymerase II; cell differentiation.